AUGUCGGACAUUGACAUUACCAGACGCAACAAGAAGCCCCGCCUAGUGCUUGAGUCGGAGCGGGCGAAACUCGAAGAAUUUAUCGACGCCAUUCAUUAUUCUGCCAAAUAUUCCGAUAGCGAUUUUGAGUACCGACACGUGCAAUUACCUAAGAACAUGCUUAAGAAGAUUCCGGGGGACUAUUUUGAUACUUCCAAGGGUACACUGAAGUUACUUUGGGAGGAAGAAUGGCGUGGUCUUGGUAUAACCCAGAGCUUAGGUUGGGAACACUACGAAGUCCAUGAACCAGAACCACACAUACUCCUUUUCAAGUACGACAUUUGGAAUGAAUUACAACCGUCUCUCGGGUAUACGAUGCUAACCACCAGUCUCUAG
Talaromyces atroroseus is the source of this 375-nucleotide messenger RNA. Its product is annotated as Cyclin-dependent kinases regulatory subunit. Lineage: Eukaryota; Fungi; Ascomycota; Eurotiomycetes; Eurotiales; Trichocomaceae. The record is from RefSeq and is a predicted model, not a curated record. Gene Ontology annotation, molecular function: histone binding; protein kinase binding; cyclin-dependent protein serine/threonine kinase activator activity. Gene Ontology annotation, cellular component: SCF ubiquitin ligase complex; cyclin-dependent protein kinase holoenzyme complex. Gene Ontology annotation, biological process: regulation of mitotic cell cycle. The transcript has 3 exons. The coding region runs from base 1 to 375 and encodes 124 amino acids.